Molecule: messenger RNA, 3265 nt
Organism: Sinocyclocheilus rhinocerous
Lineage: Eukaryota; Metazoa; Chordata; Actinopteri; Cypriniformes; Cyprinidae
Product: lysine-specific demethylase 2B-like
Exons: 13
Coding region: 567-3179 (870 amino acids)
Molecular function (GO): zinc ion binding; protein binding; DNA binding
Source: RefSeq, a predicted model, not a curated record
CUUCAUUAACUCACCAUAGCAAAGCCGGAGAGCAGAGCAGAGGUUCUGCUGGUCGCUUUAAGUUUAGCUCGACUCAGAAACUACAAGUCAAGCUACCCACAAUGCACCGCUGACGGUCACCACGCAGAUGACGCUUUGUGGGAUUUGUAGUCCACAACAUUUUUUUCCCACGCGGGAUCGAUUUGAACGGUCAUGUCCUGGAAUUGUUUUUAUGCGCAGAAUGUGAACUGGCGUUAGGAAUCUGUAUGAUGAAUGAAUAAGGCAAGCCUGUAACUGGACGCCAGGUGGUCUGUGAUUGGCUGAGCUGAGGCCCCCCUCUUUCCCCCCCAUUUUCUUUUUCUGGUGCAUAUGCAUGAGAUAGCAGGCUGGUGUGUGCCUGCCUGUGCAGUUGCCUGUUCCAGACAGAAAAAGAGAGGGAGAGAAACAGGAGCGAGACAUUGGGGAAGGUUAGAGGAAGAGGAAUAGAGAAAGGAAAUCGGGUGAGGAGACGGCGGGCAACUGUGAUUAGUGGGGUUGUAAUCAUGUCUAUGUUCUGUUUGUCUGGCUGGCUAUGAGAUCAGGCAGCCAUGGCCAUGUCGCUGAGUGCCGACGAUGAGGAUUACGACUCGGAUACAGCCGAACAGCAACGGCUACCCAACAGACCCAAGCCCAAAAUGGCUGCAUCAACAGCAACAACUCCUGCAGCGACCGCUUCUUCAUCCACUGCAACAGCGGUCAAGCUGCCGUCCAGUCGAACUUCCUCUGGAGCUCGCCGUAGACGCACACGAUGUCGAAAAUGCGAGGCAUGUGUGCGGACGGAAUGUGGAGAGUGUCACUUCUGUAAGGACAUGAAGAAGUUUGGAGGACCUGGUCGAAUGAAACAGUCUUGCAUUAUGAGACAAUGUAUAGCUCCCGUGUUACCACAUACAGCAGUAUGUGUGGUGUGCGGUGAAGCCGGUAAAGAAGACACGCUUGAUGAUGAAGAUGAGAAAUUUAACGCCAUGCUCAUGGAGUGCUCCAUCUGCAACGAAAUUGUCCACCCAAACUGCCUCAAGAUGAAGGAUGCAGCUGGAGUAGUAAAUGAUGAGCUUCCUAACUGCUGGGAAUGUCCAAAAUGCAAUUACGCUGGGAAAACUGGAAAAGCCUGCAAGCAAAAACGGGGCCCAGGCUUUAAGUACGCGUCCAACCUGCCAGGCUCCCUGCUGAGGGAGCAGAAAGCAGGACGUGACGGAAGAGAGGAAGGGGACCAGACAUCCACAGGUGCUUCAUCCAUCAAAAGGAAGAGUGAGAGGGAGGAAACUCCCAGACUAAAGACUGAAGAUCUACCCUCCCGUCUUCCCCCACUCUUGAGCCCCAGUGGCCUGCCAAGACCACGAUCUGAAGUGCCCAACUUCUUGAGGAAGAAGAGGAAGUUAUUUGAUGAUGAUGAAGAGGAAGAGGAGGCUAGUGCUAAAAAGAAGCCGAAGAAACCCUGGAGGCCUGAAGAGGCUUUGAUUCCCAAACUCUCUCACAUGAAAACAGAAGAGGAGGAAGACAACUCUGAUGAGGAGGAAGAGAGACAGGAGAAGCGAGAACUGCCUCAUCGUUCAUUUAAGAAAGACUACAGCACAGUGAGAAAAGAGGAAGAUCAUGAGGAAGAGAGGAGGGAGGCAAGAGAUCCACCUUUCAGGUCCCUAAAGGAUUUCAACACUCUACGGAAAGAGGAAGACCUAGAAGAAGAAAAGGAGGAAGAUGAUGAGGAAGAGGAGGAGGACAAUAAUGGCAAACGAGGCAGGGAUAGUAGCCCUGCACUGAAGAACGUCUCCUUAUCACUUGAGAGUGACGCAUCACGGUGCAGCUCCCCAAGAGCAGGGCCGAGCAGUGAAGGUAGUGAGACGCAAGAGAAGGCCCCACGUGCUCGGGCGAAGCGACACCGGCGCAAGCCCCCUAACCACCAGCUCAGCGCAGAACUCAUCAAGCAACUCAACAUGGAGAUCCGUCGCACAGAGCAUUCACUGGCCAAUGAGAACCAGCAGCCACUCAAGAGUGAACCCGAGGACAGCGAGAACGAGGAACCAAAGAGAGGCUUACGGAACGGGACUGCAGGAAAUGGAGGAGGAGGUGGAGGAGUAGAAAGAGGAGCAGGUGGAGAGGGAGGAGGGGAGCGGCCGCACUUACGAGCAAGAGAGAUGAAUGGGACAUCUUGGGAGCUGCGGCACUUCUACCCACCUCAGAUUACCCCGCUUGGUUUGAACCGCAGUUCGCCUACAGUCAGACCAAUUCCUGCACGUUCCCCUCCCAAGUGUGUUCAAAUGGAGCGCCAUGUGAUUCGGCCACCUCCAAUCUGCCCUCCACCUGAUAGGUUACCACUAGCUGAUGGCCGUAAUCACAUCGCUCCCAGAGAAGCAUGGUUGGCUAUUUUCAGUCACUUGAGGUAUCGUGAACUUUGUGUGUCUAUGCGAGUGUGCCGAACAUGGAAUCGCUGGUGCUGUGACAAGAGAUUAUGGACUCGUAUCGAUUUGAAGCGUUGUAAGUCCAUCACCCCACUGAUGCUAAGUGGGAUAAUUCGCAGACAGCCCAUCACUCUGGACUUGAGCUGGACCAACAUCUCCAAAAAGCAAUUAAGCUGGCUUAUUAACCGAUUACCAGGACUGAGGGUACUUCUUCUCUCAGGCUGUUCAUGGGUGGCUGUUUCAGCUCUCUGCACGUCCAGCUGUCCUUUGUUACGUACUCUAGACCUGCAGUGGGUGGAGGGACUUAAAGACCCCCAGAUGAGGGACCUGCUGUCCCCUCCUACUGACAAUAGACCAGGUCAGAUGGACACGCGCAGCAAAUUACGGAAUGUUACUGACCUGCGUCUGGCUGGUUUGGACAUUACAGACAGCUCUCUGCGUCUAAUCAUUAAAAAUAUGCCUCUACUCUCCCAUCUGAACUUGAGUUACUGCAACCAUAUCAAUGACCAGUCAGUAAACCUGCUGACUGCUGCAGGGACCACCACUAGAGACUCCUUAACCGAUGUCAACCUUUCUGUGUGUAACAGGGUCACUGAUCAGUCGCUGAGCUACUUCAAACGCUGUGGAAGCAUCUGCCACAUUGACCUGCGAUUUUGCAAGCAGGUGAGCCGACAGGCAUGUGAGCGCUUCAUUGCUGAGAUGUCAGUCAUCGUUCCUUUCCAACUGCAAGAGGAUAAACUGCUCCAAAAACUUCACAGCACUCCCUAGUGUCUGGGAGGAACUGAACACCAUCUAAAACAGUGAUGGGCAAACUUGGCCCUUCCAGACCACUUUCCUGCAGAGAUUUGAUCCAA